GAUGGCUUUCAAGUUGGUCGCUCUCCUUGCAGUCCUGGCUGCAGCCCGAGCUGGAACUGUUCAGACUGUUGUCCCUUUUGGCUUCGCCGCCCCCGCCUUUGCCCCCGGAUUAAACUGGAUUCAGGCGCCUUCUCAAUAUGGAACCAUCAUGCCGCGAUACAGCUUUGAUUCCUCCGCGGACGCUGUCCUGAACCAGUUGACACAAGAGAUCCGAACCGGCGAUGUCAUUCUGAGGGCCACUUUUGAUAUUGUGGAGCGCGAUGGCAAAGUGCGCACCGUGGCAUAUUACGAAGACCCCAGCGUCAUUUAUAACUUCGUCGCCAACAAACCAACCACUGGCGCGGCCGCUUCAGCCCCAAAUCGAUUCAACCCAAAUCAACCAAGCGACAUCUUGAACGAGUUGAAGCACGAGACCCGCAACGGUGGCAUCAUUCUCAAGGCGACCUUUGACCUGGUACGGCCUGAUGGCACUGUGCGCACCGUAUCCUACUACGAAGAAUCCAGCACCAUAUUCAACUUUGUUGCAAACAAAGCGCCUGUUAUGCAAAGUCUUCUGCAACGGCCCAUCAACGGUCAGACAGUUCCUUUGGCUACGAAUCCGAAAUUUAUUUUUUGAGAUUUUUGUCCCUCUUUUUGCGAUAUUUGAAAUGAACUCUUUACUGAAAACCCCUUUAAAAUUUUACUUUCCAAAUAAAAUACCAGAGCAAUUUUAAAAAA
Messenger RNA from Neocloeon triangulifer, 717 nucleotides. Its product is annotated as cuticle protein-like. NCBI's taxonomy places the organism in Eukaryota, Metazoa, Arthropoda, Insecta, Ephemeroptera, Baetidae. The transcript is spliced from 4 exons. The coding region runs from base 2 to 616 and encodes 204 amino acids. The record is from RefSeq and is a predicted model, not a curated record.